Messenger RNA from Filobasidium floriforme, 4482 nucleotides. RefSeq names its product P-loop containing nucleoside triphosphate hydrolase protein. Gene Ontology annotation, biological process: transmembrane transport. The record is from RefSeq and is a predicted model, not a curated record. The transcript has 29 exons. Gene Ontology annotation, molecular function: ABC-type peptide transporter activity; ATP binding; ATP hydrolysis activity. Lineage: Eukaryota; Fungi; Basidiomycota; Tremellomycetes; Filobasidiales; Filobasidiaceae. Bases 1 to 4482 code for a protein of 1493 amino acids. Gene Ontology annotation, cellular component: fungal-type vacuole; fungal-type vacuole membrane.
AUGUCCUUUACUCAACAUGCAUCUACCUCUCACCAGUUUUCGCUUCCUUCGUCGAGGAGGAACAGACAAGACCAACCCGUCCGCCUUGCCCAGUUCAAGAACGGUAUCAAGAAACGCAAAAUAGUCUUAGGGAUCUUUAUCCCUCUCGCGAUCUUAUGCCGAGUGACCUUGCUAGCUCUGAGGGAUUUGGAAGGAUGGCCAGGAAAGAAAGGGGGUUGGUACAUGGAUAGUAUGGGGUGGGGAUGGGUGCUCUCUGCAACGGUUUACCUGUUAUACCUCUUCCCCCUCUUCUCCGAGCGACACGCAGAUCCGACCGAUCAUCCGACAUACUAUCGACAUUCGAACUACACCACUGCCCUCUUCUUCCUCCACACCUUCAUCCUGAUCACUUACCCUAUGCCAACACUACUCUUCGUGCUCAAACAUCGGCACCGAUUAUCGUCCAGAUUUGAUUCGGAUGCCAAUCAGACGUGGUUUUUGAAAGCCCUUAGGACUACGGAGCUGGUCGCGCUCCUAGCGGCGUGGAUCGCGGUAGGGACGAUGAGAAGAGGCCCGGAGCUCUAUUAUGAUGCGCAGAGGUUGUCGAUUGGGUACGGGUGGGCUAUGGAGGAUAAGAAGAGUGUUAAGGGGAGGUUUUCGGGUUCGAUUUCGAGCAAAGAUCCGGUUUCGAAAGAACCGGCUCCGAACGUCCUGGAUUACUAUCAAUGCAGCAUCCUCAGUCUGUUAUUCAUCGGGUACAUCUGGUCGGUCGCUUCCAUAGCUGCGAGGAGACCGGAACUACGACCGGAAGAUCUACCACAUAUACCCGAGGCGUUGAGAGCGGAGAAUAAGCAAGGGGAUGGGGCGCGCGGAGGGGCAGGGGCGAAGCGCAAGGUCUGGACGCCUUGGACGCUACUGAGGGAAGUGUGUCGCGGUCAAGGGUGGCUGAUCUUGAGCUCCGCCGUGUUCGAAUGGAUAUACAACGCCUCGACGUUCUUGCCUCGUUAUUGCAUGCACCAAAUUACCCUGUCUUUCGAAAUGCCCGAUCGGCGAGCGGAUAUGACUUAUGCCUAUCUUAUGGCCUUCGGUCUGUUUUUUGGUAGCUUUAUGGGCAGUAAUAUCCGAGAGAAUAUCGUCAAUCACAAGGCGAUUCGGGUCAAUCUGCGCACGAUGUUGUUCCACAAGAUUCUAUCGAUAACAGACGAUCAAUCUCCCGAUGCCACUGGGUCUGGGCGCGCUCAGAUUCUGAACUUGAUAAAUGUGGACGUGGGAGUCGUCGCUUCACUGGCUAAGCGGAUUCUCACGCUGAGUAAUGCCAUCUUGAUGCUUGGCCUGUCCGGCGGGUUUCUCUAUUCGAUGUUCAGCUGGUCAGCCCUAGUGGCCAUUGCGACUAUCCCGCUGAUGAGUCCGUUAAGCGGGUUCGUUGCGAGGCUUACCUACAAAUGCGACAAGGCUCUUGCAAAAGCUAGGGACGCGCGGAUAGGGGCAAUGAGAGAACUGCUCAUCAGCGUCAAGGUGAUCAAACUCAACGCAUGGGAAGAACAUCACCUCCGCCGCAUCUCGAAUUUGAGGGCAAAGGAAGUACGUCUUCAACGGUGGCGAUACACGAUCGGUACGAGCUUCAAUAUCUUGGCGCUCAUGUCCCCACUGGUCGGCAUUUUCGCAAUGUUCGUGUCUUACACCAAAUUGCAAGGUCGAUCUUUGACGCCAGCUUCUGCCUUUGUCGCUACAACCGUUUUCACAUCGAUACCAGAUAUAUUGCAGAGACUGCUGAUGUCGAUGGUCUCGCUACGCCGACUGUGCGAUUUCCUAAAUUCCGAUGAGAUUGCACACGAGAACGUCCAGCUUGGAUCCCGCAUAUCGCUCGACAAUGCGACUGUCACGUGGCAUUCCCGAGGUCCCGUACCAGGCGAAGCAACGAAUCGCGAACCAUUCAAGUUGAUGGAUAUGAAUCUGCAAAUUCCGGAUGAAGCCAAAUUCGUAUUGGUAUGCGGCGCCACAGGUUCGGGAAAAACUUUAUUUCUGCUGAGUCUCUUGGGCGAGGCAAGGUUGCUGAGCGGUUCAAUUACGGCACCGAGAUCUAGAUACGGCACGAUACCGCUGUCGGACGAGAUCUCGCAUGAGGACAUGGGUAACGGUCCCGAUCCAGCAGGGUGGAUCGAAGAAGACACGGUCGCUUAUGCAGCUCAGAUUCCUUACAUAACACAUGGGACACUUCGGGACAUGAUCUUGUUUGGACUUCCUUUCAGAAAAUCUCGCUACGAGACUGUCGUGCAACAAUGUGAAUUGGCGUCGGAUUUCAGCAUGUUUGCCAACGGCGAUCAGGAAGAGAUCGGUGGCAAUGGCGUUACCUUGAGUGGCGGCCAGCGGGCAAGGCUUAGUCUCGCACGCGCUGUAUACAGCCGAGCGGGUACUGUUCUGAUUGACGACGUCUUAUCGUCUUUGGAUGCUACUACGUCGCAGUAUGUUUACGCUCGUUGUCUACGUGGCAACCUGCUGCAAAAACGGCGCGUUGUCACGGUCUCGCAUAACGUCAGCUUGUUGCUACCCGCGGCGGAUCUAGCUAUACAACUUCGAGAAGGAAAGAUUGCCAAUUCUGGAAGACCAAACGAUCUCCGUGAGGUUCUGCUAAAGGAGGAAGAUCAAGCUGUGACCGAGGAGUUCGAAAGGAUGCUCCCUCCUGAUACCGAUGCGGAGAAGCCCAAAUCGAUGGUGGCAACUACGUCAUCUCGGCGCAUCUAUGAAGAAGAGCAUCAAGAAAGGGGCAAUGUUCAGCUGUCCAAUUACCAAUUCGUGAUCGAUAGCGUAGGAGGCAAAGGAUAUUGGGCGGGCCUUCUCUUCUUUGUCGUCGCACAAGAAGCGUUCCGCAUCAUGACGAGAUUCGUGGUACGACGAUGGACCACCGAACCUUUGCGUAACGAUCACUGGAUUCUGAUCUGGUCGGUGGUCGCUCUAAUGCGCGUUCUGACCCAGUCGGUCUGGUGGUUUUGGCUCUAUGGCAACGAGACCGGGGGGUUCAGCCAGCGUGGAGCCGCCAAGAUGCACAACGCGAUGGUGGACGGGAUCUUGAAUGCGCCCCUUCGGUACUUUGAUCGAACCCCAGAGGGCCGCAUUCUCAACCGGUUCAGCAACGAUAUACAGAAGGUAGACGGGCUCCUCCCAGAUUCGUGGGGAAGGACUAUCAAGGAAAGCCUGACUGUCGUUGUCAACAUCACUAUUUUGGGGAUCAGCCUGCCGCCGGUCGCUAUUGCCUGUGCAAUAGCUGCGUACCCCUUCAAUAUGUUGAGAAAAUUCUUCGGCCGAAUGCGAGCAAGCUUAGCCCGUUUGGAUGCCGUAUUGGCUAGUCCCAUAAGCGGUCUAACGUACGAAACCCUAGGUUCCAUCGUGACAAUUCGAGCGUUCGGCUCUUCGCGCUUUCUGUGUCAACUAUUCGCGACUUUCGAAGACAUUUGGGUGGCAUUCGCCAGCGCUAUGCUUACGAUGACCUCCCUGGUCCUCGGCGCUUCUGGACUCUUUGUGCUUCGAUCCGACAUGAAUGCUCCAAUGGCAGGAUUCAUUUUGACCUUCGCUCUGGACUUGUCGUCCCAAAUCUUCUGGCUGCUCGACCGUGUCGUAGACCUGGAGGAACACAUGGUAUCCGUGGAAAGGAUCGCCGAAAUUGCGCAGAUACGGUCUGAAGCGAUAGGGGAGGAAGGCUAUACUGUGCCUGAAGCUUGGCCGCGAACAGGCGAGAUCGUGUGCCAGGACUUGACGGCACGUUACGCGAGCGAUUUGCCACUGGUCUUGCAGGGUGUCUCGUUCACUGCAAAGCCAGGAGAGCGCUUUUGUAUCGUUGGAAGAACCGGCGGAGGAAAGUCCACUAUGGCUCUGUGUCUUCUGCGCGAUCUGAGUGCAUCAUCCGGGAGCAUCAAGAUAGAUGGUAUCGAUAUCGCCAAGGUGCCUCUGCAUGUCCUCCGCUCAAAAAUUUCUUACAUUCCCCAAGAGAGUCUCUUGACGUCAGGCACGUUGCGAGAUGCACUAGAUAUCAGCGGUGAAAAGGAUGACCAUGAACUCUACGCCGCUAUGAGGCAGGUGCAUCUUGACGUUGGUGAAGGAUCUCCCUUUUCUUCACUAGAUACACUAGUAGGUCUAAACUUUAGUCUGGGCGAGAGACAACUCUUGGUCCUAGCCAGAGCUUUGCUCAAGUCCGCCAAGGUCAUCAUCAUGGACGAGGCGACUUCAUCGAUCGACUAUGACACGGACGCCAAGGUGACGAAGGCCAUUGCAGAGAUGAAAGGGGUGACAGUGAUAACCAUAGCCCAUAGGUCAAUAUUGCUGACUCGAUAUCCGCUUGCAGUUAUCAAUUACGAUCGAGCACUCGUGCUGAAAGAAGGGCGCAUCCUCGAGAACGACUCACCCGCUGCGCUGAUCAACAAGGAGGAGUCCGAAUUCAGAAAGCUAUGUAUGGCUGACGGGCCUAUCGAAUUUCAGCAGUUAUUAGCGAUGACAACGUCGGGAGGGUAG